ACAAAAGCAGAACGAAGUGAACGAACAUCGAAGCGAAAAUAAAUUUGUUAAUUUUACUCGCGAUGUUAUUCUGAAAUAAAAAUGGAAUACCGUAGUACAAUUGAUCAGAGAUAUUCUAGUGAUGUGAGUAACCGUGAGCGCGAUAUACCGUCGUUUAUUGAGCCUCAGCCUCCUUUAAUUUUGAAUCCUUUUAUGCGUCCUCGUCCUCAGAAAGGUACGAAUUUGUUGGAGUUGUUUGAAGAGGAUGAUUCGGUAGAGGAGGAGAUUCCGGAAUUGGUGCAAGUGUACUUGAGGCUGAAGCCGUCGAAUGUGCCUAGCAGUUUGUAUGAAGUCCGGUCAGACCAGUGCCUCAUCACCUCAGUGGAUACGGCGACCGCGGGUCAUGGCCGCCGCACGCAGCACAAUGUGUGCAAAAUGUACAGUUUCUCACAUAUAUUUGGACCGGAUGCCAAUCAGGAAGAAAUUUUCGAGCAUGUAGUAAAAGGCAAUCUCCGCAAGCUCCCAGAUGGGCACAGUUUCACCCUCCUCACAUAUGGAGCAUCAGGUUCCGGGAAGACGUACACACUCAUGGGUACCGUGAAGGCCCCAGGGCUGGUGCCACGGUCACUAGAGUAUGUGUUCAAGGUUGUGGAGGCUGCGCAGAUGCCGCUGUAUCGGCCGGGGGAGAGCCGGGCUAACAAGCUUACUUUAGCAGAGCAGGGGUAUGAACUACAGUGGGUUCGUAACCUAAGGCAUUUGUCAGCGCCACUGCGCGAGAAAUAUCGGCGAAUGAGUACGAGACUCGUCAGUGAUAUGAGUAGGAGCACUGUUGACCUCAGCAAGAGAACUAAGCAUUAUGUUUGGGUUUCAUUUGUAGAGAUCUACAACGAGGCCAUAUACGACUUGCUGGUGACUACCGAUCGUACUGCGGCCUCUAAACUGCGCAUUCGGGAAGAUCCCUCGGGAAAUGUUUAUGUUAAGGCGACAACUCAGGCCUUCGUCCGCACAGGCCAAGAGGCCUACGACGUGAUGGUCGCUGGGAAACACAACCUGCAGGUCCACGCCACGGGCGUCCACGCGCAGAGCUCCCGGUCACACUGCAUAUUCACCAUUACCAUGCUCACCGAGACAGAAUCGGGCGUCCGCUCGUCGCACGUGCGGCUGUGCGACCUGGCGGGCUCGGAGCGCGCGCGGCGCACGCGCAACACGGGCGCGCGCAUGCAGGAGUCGCGCGCCAUCAACUCCUCGCUGCACGUGCUCGAGAGGUGUCUGCACACACUCCGGAGGAAGCAGACCACCAAACAGGACUUGGUUCCUUACAGGGAAUCGAAGCUGACUCGCCUCCUAGGCACGGGUCUCUCCGGGACCCGCGGCGAGGCGGUAAGCAUGGUCGUGACACUAAACCCGGCGCCCGAGUACGCGCACGAAACCCGACACGUGUUGCAACUAGCUGCCGUCGCUAGGGACAUACAGGUGAACAACACGAUAGCGGAGUCUAUAUCGACAUUGGAGAACAGUUGUUCUACGAUACAAGACACCACGAUCGCGAGCAGCGCCGAGGUGACCAGGCUCAGAGCAGAAAAUGAGAGGCUACAUUAUGAACUAGUGCAAGCCGAGUCACUAAACCGGAAGUUGAUGGAGGACAUGGCGGAACAACAACAGGAAAACGCGGUCACGGUUAAAGAGCUGGUGGAAGAGGCUCGCGAUAUCACACAGCAGUACUACAAGUCGCAGCUUCGGAGUCUCGAGGAGCGACAUGAGGCCGAGAUGGCUGAGUUGCGGGAGGAAUAUGAAGCCAGACUUAAUCAGUCUGCUAAGCCUGUGGUCGCGGAAGAAGGGACGCCUUCGCGAGCUUUACAAAAUAAGGUCAUGCAGCUAAUGAAGCAAAUUGCAAUAUUGGAGGAGGAGUUAAACGCGGAGCGGCUAGCGCGGGCGCGGAUGGUGGAAGAGAUGCUACAUCUGAGGACCUGCAUCGAGGAGAGAGACGAGAAAGCUUCCGAUGACCAAGACGACGCGAUACAGCUGACAGACAGUGAAGACGACAGCGACCAAGAGGACGAUCUGUGCAACGAAAGCCUCGAACCUACUUUCAAAAAAGAAGAUAUCAACCGCUCAAGACUCAUACGUCAAAGCACACUCAACAACACCAGAAACACCACCUUUGAUAACUUAGACAGAACACACGAUACGCUCAAAGACGAAAGUGUCGCGGACGCUACGUAUGACGUUAGUAAGAAAGAUACUACUAUAACUGAAGCUGAUGAAUAUGAUGCGUCUAAUGAUACGUAUAACCAAUCCAUAGAUUGUCCGGCUACAGUAAAAAAGGCUGGAGUGAUUAAAGCUGAAGAGAACGAUAAUUUAAAAGUUGAAAAACACAGCGCUAGAGAUACUUAUUUUGUUAGAAAUUCUAGUGUAAGCUUAAAUGAGAAAGAAGAUUCAGUUCAUGACUCAGGACAUAUUGCUGAUAUAAGUGUUUCUUUACGAGAUGACGAUGAUCUGAAAGAUUUCAGUAUUAUUGGUGAUGUAGUAAAACCAAGUAAGAGUAUUGUAACUCAAAUCGAUCGUAUUAAGAAGUUUGCAAUUAGCACGGCGUCGACUAACAGCUCCCUUGCGCAGUUUGAAAUGUUAGAAAUGGAAAUGAACGAUAAAUCUGUGUUCAAAUAUUCUGAUGAUGGAACUGCCAAGAAAUCUAUAAGCAUGAGUCGAGGAAAGAAGGUUAAGAAGCCUUAUUUUGACGACGAACAACCGACCCCAAAUCAAAUAUCCAAGGUCAAAGAUUUGAUGAAAAAACAAGAUGUUUUGAGGUCGCCAUCCAUAGUCCAGGAUGAAAUUCCAGAAAACUAUAAACCAACUACUAUCAACAAAAUUAUGCGCGAGAGUUUCACAGUAACCACCGAACUACCUCCUUUGUAUAAAAACAAAAUAUUAAAGAAAAUGCAUGAUUCCAUAGAUCCGUUUGAAGGUGCCGAUUCGCCGUGCCCAAUUAAAGACGUACUGAAGAAUGUGGAGGACGCACGAAAAUCAAUUGCAGAAAUUUCCCUAGAUAGCAAAGAAAAAGUUUCAAAAGCAGAAACUGUGAAGGAUUUGGUUGAAAUAAAAAUUAAAACAGAAAUUAUGGAAAAUGAUGAUCAAAAUGAAAUCGAAUCAGAAAUUAAUGAAGAUGCUGUUGAAACAAAACUUGGCAAUGAAAGUAAAAUUAAUGAUGCUGCAGCUAAUAAAGAAGAUAAAAACACUAUUGAAAAGGAUUCAGAUACCCAGUCGACUGCAGGUGAAAUUAAAUUUACUGAAAAUACUACUGACAUGGAUGUAAAGCAUGAUCUUUUAACCGAAGUUAAACAAGAGGUAACUGACACAGAAAAUGUUGAAAAAGAAACCGAAAAUGAACCCACAUCUGAAGAACUUCCAAACGAAAUCAAUUCACUAAACGACAUUACCUCUUCAAAUCAAACAAUAGCAGCCGAUAAUAACACUAUUGAUGACUUUGAGAACAUUUACAAAGACAUAACGAUGCCAAGAGCAACUGAAUUCAAUCUUCUUAUUUCUGAUAAAUCUCUGGAUACUACGAAUGUAAAUCAGACUAAUAAAACCGAAGAAAUCUCGGAAAAAGCGAAUGAAAACAAGGAAGUGAGAACUGAGAAAAAUGAUAAUAAUAAGGGAACUGUUGAAGAUGAUUUGAAUGACAACAAUAAUCAAGCAAUUGAAAACCAGGAAACGAACACAGAAAAUGUUGAAAAAGAAACCGAUAAUGAACCCAAAUCUGAAGAACUACCACACGAAAUCACUUCACUAAACAACAUUACCACUACAAAUCAAACAAUAGCAGAGGAUAAUAACACUACUGAUGCUUUUGAGAAUAUUUACAAAGAUAUAACAGUGCCAAGAGCAACUGAAUUUGAUCUUCUGAUUUCUGAUAAAUCUUUAGAUACUACGAAUGUAAAUCAGACUAACAAAAUCGAAGAAAUCUCGGAAAAAGCGAUUGAAAAUAAGAAAGUUACUGCUGAGAAAAAUGAUAAUAAUAAGGGAAGUGUUGAAGAUGAUGUUAAUGACAACAACAAUCAAGAAAUUGACAAAGAAAAUAAAGAAACAAAUGUUGAUGUUAACGACAACAAUAAUCAUGAAAUUAAACAAGAAAAUCCUAAUGAACCUGAAACCAAGAUUAAGUACAAUCUCCGCCACAAAACCCAAAACACCAGUAAAACAGACAACGAUGAAACAACAGAGAAAGCCGCUCCAAGAACUGCUAAGAAGUCCCUAAGAUUGAGAAGAAAGAAUAAAGUAGAUGAAACGGCAGAAGAUGAAAUUAAGUUAAAGGAUAUAGUGAACUUGCAGAAGGAGUUUUCUGAUGUGACGAUGGACGUGCCGGCGCCGGUGAAGGUGGUGGAAGAAAUGCCUUCGCCGGAGAAAAGUGAGAGUGAAGAUCUGCCACCGCUGAUGGGAAUUCAGAGCUGUCCGUCUAAGAGUGUGACCCGCAGCCGCCGCAAACUUUUUACCCCGCGAGCGGAGCCGUUAGACGAGUCCCCGCCCGCGGGCGACAGCACGGAGCGGGUCCGCGUGCCGCGGCCCAGCUACCACCGGCCUAGAACUCGUCGGCGACUUAACUGAUGACUUUGCCUGUGCAUAAAAUGUAACAUAUUCUAUUU
Cydia amplana is the source of this 4619-nucleotide messenger RNA. RefSeq names its product kinesin-like protein KIF20B. Gene Ontology annotation, molecular function: microtubule motor activity; ATP hydrolysis activity; microtubule binding. Gene Ontology annotation, biological process: microtubule-based movement. The transcript has 14 exons. Gene Ontology annotation, cellular component: microtubule; kinesin complex; nucleus. NCBI's taxonomy places the organism in Eukaryota, Metazoa, Arthropoda, Insecta, Lepidoptera, Tortricidae. The coding region runs from base 82 to 4581 and encodes 1499 amino acids. The record is from RefSeq and is a predicted model, not a curated record.